AAUCGUCCAAGACGUCAUCUAUAGUGCUAUCCCUGUUGUUAAAGGCAAUAUGCAGGUAUUCUUCUUGGCCGGGUUAUACGAUGCUUUUUUGUACAGUGCAGUUCAAUUUGACGUAAGUAAAACAGCUUCAACUUGCCUCAAUUUCGUCGUAGAGUUCAAGUGGAUUUGUAAAGAAUUUAUUUUUAUGAGUGAAACAAUUGACACCUGCUGUUUAUUGCUCAGAUAUUUAUCUGAAGCCUGCCUGUCCAGAGUUUAUUUCUGAGACGGUGAUCGGAGUCAAUCUGUAUGCAACUGUUACGCGUUGCCUCGACUAUGUCUUACCAAGGAUCACCAUAUUCGGGCCCGGGAGAUGAAUAUGACUUCGAGGACGACGGGUACGACGAUCUAGACGAAUAUAGAGACCAAGAAGACACCUUGCUGCCACCAACAUUUGAUGACAGCGAUGAAGACACAGAGGAAGCAAGUGAAACAGAUGUACCCAAAAGUGAUGAACCUCUUGAGAUUAAAGAACAGAUGUACCAGGACAAGCUGGCGAACCUCAAGAAGCAGCUGCAGCAGCUGGAAGAUGAGAUCCACCCGGAGUUCUUGCGGCGGGUGAAGAGGCUCGAGCAUCAGCUGCACGAACGGUUACGACUUAACAAAAUUUAUAAAGAUCACAUGCAUGAGGUGGUAGAAAAAGAGUAUGUUGCAGAGAAGAAGGCAGCAGCUAAGGAGUUUGAAGAGAAGAAGAUUGAAUUGAGAGAGAAUUUGCUGAAUGAUUUUGAAGAUAAGCGGAGAGCCAUUGAAAAUGAGAGAAAUAGUAUGGAGCUUAAUGGAGAUUCAAUGGAGGUGAAACCAGCAAUGAAGAGGAUACUCCGGCGGCGCGCCAACGAGCCUGCGCCUGCGCCGGAGAAGCGUCGCAAAGCGCUCACCACCACGCUCACCUUCCAGCUGGACGACCGCGACAUCGACGCCGACCUGCGAGCCAUCGCCGCUGCCAAUCCCGCCAGGGUUGCGACGACUAAUAAUACCCAGCCGAGGAAGCAUGUCAACUCCAGUAGCUGUGAAUCACCAGUCCGGGAGAGCAACGAAACGACAGAGACGAGAGUGGAAGACGGCAAGUUGCUGUACGAGAGGCGAUGGUUCCACCGGGGCCAGAGCGUCUACGUGGAAGGCCGGGAUAUACCCAGGUUUCCCGGGCAGAUACACGCCAUAACCGACGAGGCGAUAUGGGUGAAACGGCCGAAUCUCGAGCGGUUCAGGAUAUACAUAUCGCAGUUAGCGCGGGGCAAAGUGACUUUAAAACGGAGGGCCUCGUAAUGUGCUAGUGAGUGAGUGAGUGACGUCACGAGCUAGUAUACACACACACACACACACACACGCCAGGUGGCGUUGGUCAACUCAAGUCGAGCUUGCAGGAUGAGGGAAUAUUGGGAUACUUUGAAUGGAAGUUAUUGACAAUAAGUAUUAAAUUAUUUUUGACUCUAUGCACUAUAUAAUUCGGAACAAUAUGAGGUGAAUGUGACGUCGCAACUGAUGGUUGACUCGAUAAAAACUUUAUUUGACAGCUUCCUUUCUUUUGUCUUAUAUUAUUCCGAUUUCUUUGUUAUGCACACACAUAAAACAAUGUUCCGAAGUGUGGAUUAAGACCAAUGUUUUGUAACGGUUAGGUGUUUUUUUUUAAAUCUUUAUUCAGGCAAUGUUCAGACAAUACACGUAUACAUAUUCGUCAAUGAAUUAUUGUAGUGCAACUAAAGGAAAUGAACCAGUGCGAAAAAACGCAAUAAGGCCCGCCCCACACUGGGCGUCUUUCGAGCGGUGUGUCUGUACGAUGCACAUACAGUUAUGACGACGCUGUACAGGCGCUAGCGAGACGACGACAUCCAGUGUGUGGGGAGAAUGACGCCCAGUGUGUGGGGGACCUAAGAGCUUACUCUUGUUACUAAACUGUCAUCAUAUACAGGGUUAAAGAGUCGAUAAUUUUUU
Messenger RNA from Amyelois transitella, 1965 nucleotides. RefSeq names its product sin3 histone deacetylase corepressor complex component SDS3. The transcript is spliced from 7 exons. Gene Ontology annotation, molecular function: histone deacetylase binding. Gene Ontology annotation, biological process: negative regulation of transcription by RNA polymerase II. The record is from RefSeq and is a predicted model, not a curated record. Bases 286 to 1299 code for a protein of 337 amino acids. Gene Ontology annotation, cellular component: Sin3-type complex. NCBI's taxonomy places the organism in Eukaryota, Metazoa, Arthropoda, Insecta, Lepidoptera, Pyralidae.